UAUUCAAAUUACUCACAAACACUCAGAUUCCUUACCACUACCACCACCACUUCAAACCCAUUCAUCGUAUCCUACCUCAUUGACAAAUUCGGUUUCUCACAUGGAUUUGCACUCAAAGCUUCCAAAGAGCUUUAUUUCAAAACCUCACAAAAACCUGAUUCAGUUCUCUACUUCUUCAAAAAUCACAGUUUCACCGACUCAGACUUACGCAGUAUCAUCAAAAGGGUACCAUGGAUUCUUUCCUGCAAUACCCACAAAACGAUUCUCCCAAAGUUUCAAUUUUUACUCUCCAAAGGCGCUUCUACUUCUGACAUUGUCCACAUGGUUAGAGGUAACCCUAGGUUCUUGGAAUUAAGCUUGAAGAAUCAUCAAAUUAAGUUUGAAUUUUUUCUAUCCAAAGGUGCUUCUUCAUCUCAUAUUGUUUCAUUGUUAACUACAUACCCUCAAAUUUUACAAACUAGCUUUGAGAAUCGAAUAAUCCCUCUUUUUAAAUUGCUAACAAGGUUCUUUAAAACUAACAAGGAUACUAUUGUUUGCUUAAUUCAACAUUCGAAAUGGGUUACUAGUCAUCCCCAUCACCUUAUUGUGGCUAGUAUCAAUCUGAUUUCUGAUUUUGGAGUUUCUGAUUCUGUCAUUGCUAGAUUGCUUCAAAAUAAGCCAUCUAUAUUUGGUUCAAAGGAUUUGAUUAAGUCAUUGGAGGAAGUUAAGAGUUUAGGGUUUGAUCCUUCAACAGCUUCUUUUGGGGUUGCUUUGGUAGCCAAGAAAGGUAUGAGUAAAAAACUUUGGGAUGAGAAAGUUGACACCUUUAAGAAAUGGGGUUGGUCUGAUGAAAAUAUUGUUGAAGCAUUUAGGAGUCAACCUAAUUUAAUGUUGGUUUCAAUUGAUAAGAUUAAUUUGGUGAUGAGUUUUUGGGUCAAUCAAUUGGAUUGGAAUUCAUUGGAACUUGCUAAAUUUCCAAAUAUGUUUUGUUAUAGUUUACAUAAAAGGAUCAUUCCAAGAGCCUCAGUUUGGCAAUUUCUUUUGAUAAAAGGUUUGCGACAAAAGAAUGCAAGCUUAGUUACACCAUUUACAUGUUCUGAGAAUUCGUUCUUGAACAAGUUUGUUUUCAGCUUUAAGGAGGAGUCUGAUUAUCUCUUAAAGCUGCAUGAGGAAAAAAUGAAAUUUGCAAAUACAAAGAACAUUGGCAUGCCAUCCACCAAAUGUGAACAAAUAUGGUGAAAGAUUGAGUCUUGGAGCAAAAGAAAGGUUUUUGGAGCAUGGUUAAGGAAUGGAAGGAUCUGGAGCA
Medicago truncatula (barrel medic) is the source of this 1285-nucleotide messenger RNA. RefSeq lists its product as uncharacterized. Gene Ontology annotation, molecular function: double-stranded DNA binding. Lineage: Eukaryota; Viridiplantae; Streptophyta; Magnoliopsida; Fabales; Fabaceae. The record is from RefSeq and is a predicted model, not a curated record. The transcript has 2 exons. Gene Ontology annotation, biological process: regulation of DNA-templated transcription. The coding region runs from base 322 to 1218 and encodes 298 amino acids.